Dacryopinax primogenitus is the source of this 2328-nucleotide messenger RNA. RefSeq names its product Zn-dependent exopeptidase. Bases 250 to 2328 code for a protein of 692 amino acids. NCBI's taxonomy places the organism in Eukaryota, Fungi, Basidiomycota, Dacrymycetes, Dacrymycetales, Dacrymycetaceae. The record is from RefSeq and is a predicted model, not a curated record. Gene Ontology annotation, molecular function: carboxypeptidase activity. The transcript has 6 exons.
AUCCCGACAAACGACUCUGCACACGCUCGGUCCGUGCUCCUCGCCAGCACGCCGCACCGUGCCGCCUCCGAAGGCGACCUGAUAACGACCCUUCACGUGCUCUCGCACUUCCAGUCCAAGUUCGGGAUUCCCGUACCCUCCGAUCCGCCCAUCUAUGACGCCGGUUCCCCCGCUUCGCAGAGCGCGACGCUGAGCGUGAGCAGGUUUGGGCAGAAGCCUUCGGCAUGGAUCGAUAAGUACUAUCCGGUGAUGAACGAGCCUGUCAAAGGCGGGCAGAGUGUCGAAGUAUGGGAGGGGGACGCGCUCCUCUGGUCCGCACCGUUGGAGGAGAUCCCCCUUCCCGGCGACGCGGGAGGAGAAUACGCAGAGUCCGUCGGGCCCUGGCAUGGGCUAAGCAAGAACGGGAGCGCCUCCGGCCCACUUGUGUACGCGGGGUACGGCACGCCGAGAGAACUUGCUAGCGCGCUCUCUGCCCUCCAGGCCAAGGGAGUCGACACGGAGGACUGUAUCGCCCUCGUCCAGUAUGGAAAGCUCUUCCGGGGACUGAAGGUCAAGGCUGCUGAGGAAGCGGGCUGCUCUGCUUGCCUGAUCUACUCUGACCCGGUGGACGAUAACGGUGUCCUCUCCCCUCCGUAUGAGGAGUACCCUGCUGGUCCUGCACGCGCGCCGACAGCGAUCCAGAGAGGAAGCGUACAGUACCUCAGCGUGUACCCUGGUGAUCCUACUACUCCUGGCCAGCCGGCGUAUCCGAACAGUACGAGGCUGGACGGGGGGAACAUCCCCGGUAUCCCGAGCUUGCCGCUGUCGAUGGCUAACGCGGAAAAGCUCAAGCUGCUCGCGAAGAAGGGCGCGGUCGUGAAGGUCGUGAAUAAGGGUGGGUCGCGCUCGUUCCCGGAAGGGAUGAUGCUGAUCCAGAAGCAUCUAGUCAACGACCAUGUUAUGCCUAUCUGGAACGCGAUGGCCGCUAUCCCGGGACACAUCGCCGACGAAGUCGUCGUCAUCGGCAACCACAGAGACGCAUGGGUGAUGGGCGCCGCCGACCCUACUUCGGGGGGCGCGACGGUGCACGAGAUCGUUGAGGGGUUCUCGGUGUUGUUGAAGAAAGGGUGGAAGCCGCUCAGGACCAUCCUGUUCGCUAGCUGGGAUGCUGAGGAGUACGGACUCAUCGGCUCCACCGAAUGGGGCGAAGACUUCGCCUCCUGGAUAGAGGAACACGUCGUGGCCUACCUAAACGUCGACGUUGCCGCCUCCGGCUCGCGCUUCCACAUCGGUGCCUCACCCUCUCUCGCCCAUCUCGCACGGUCGAGCGCCGAGCGCGUACCUCAUCCUACAGACCCCGGGCGCAGCCUGUGGGACGCGACGAAGGAUUCUGGGAUAUACACUGCCCGCCCGGGGUUCGUCCUCUCCCCCGAAGAAGCGGGGAUGUUCAGGGACGAACGGCUUUCCUGGGUGGACGAGGAGCAUUCCCUCCGCACCUCCAUGCCCAGCAGUGCAGAGUACACCGCCGUGUCUGCGCUGGGGAGCGGGUCAGACUACACCGUCUUCCUCCAGCAUAUUGGGGUCGCGAGCACGGACGGAGGGUUUGGAGCCACAGUUUCCGACCCGGUGUAUCAUUAUCAUUCGGUGUACGAUUCUGUAGGGUGGAUGGAGAGGUUCGGUGACCCGGGAUAUCAUCGGCAUGCGGCUGUGGCAAAGUAUCUCGGCUUGACGGCACUGAGGAUGUCGGACACGAUCAUUCUGCCGAUCAAUACGACGCAGUACGCGGCUGAGAUCUCUUGGUAUCUUCAAAAGGUAGAGGCUAUCGCUGUAGCCCAGUCGUUCGAGUUCGACUUCUCCGCUCUGCGCGAAUCGAUCUCCUCUCUCCAAACGGCCUCCGUCGCGCUGGACAACGAGAAAGUGACCGCCGAGUCCGAGCUACUCAAGGAGCUUAAAAAGCUGAAACACCGGCCUCACGCCUGCCUCGCCAAACUGGGCAACUUCCUCAAACGCCUCCUGGGAAUGCACCCCGAGCCGGCUCAAGUGCGAGUGCCAAAAGCGCUGCUGAAGGCUGUGAAGAGGGUCAGGAGGGUUAACAAGCAGCUGAGCAGCUUUGAGCGGGCAUUCAUAAGCCCGGAGGGGCUGAGGCACAGGGAGUGGUAUAAGAAUGUGCUCGUUGCUCCGGGCUUAUGGCUUGGGUAUGGCGCGACGACCUUCCCGGGGCUUACGGAAGCGUUCACGAUUGAGCAUGACUCGGAGCUGGCAAAGUCCGAAGCGGCGAGACUUGUCCUGUUGAUUAAUGGUGCUGUUGAGCGGCUGGAGGUCAAGGCUGCUGGAUGCCAUUCUGCUUGA